CACCGCGGAGCCUGCUGACCCUCCUCCGCCGGCGGCACAAGCCUGUGGUUCUUUGAGUCAGGCCCCGGCUAGGGCUUGCCGCGCCGCCGGUCGUGCGCCGUCGCGGGUGCGGCUCUGAUGCUGCGGCUGGCUCCGGACGCCCGGAGCUCUGCAGGAAUUUAAGAAGAUUUUAUUCAUGUGCAUGUCAUAGAAGAUGAAUUCAUCUUCUUCUACUAUGAAUGAAGAGCCUGAUGCUCUGUCGGUAGUUAACCAGCUACGGGAUUUAGCGGCAGAUCCACUAAAUAGAAGAGCCAUCGUCCAGGAUCAGGGAUGUCUGCCUGGCCUUAUUUUAUUUAUGGACCAUCCCAACCCCCCUGUUGUUCACUCAGCUUUGCUUGCGCUCCGGUACUUGGCUGAAUGCCGUGCAAACAGAGAAAAGAUGAAGGGAGAGUUGGGGAUGAUGUUAAGUUUACAGAACGUCAUACAAAAGACUACAACGCCAGGAGAAACAAAACUUCUGGCCUCUGAGAUCUAUGACAUCCUUCAGUCCUCCAGUAUGGCUGAUGGUGAUAGUUUUAAUGAAGUGAAUUCACGUCGAAGGAAAGCUCAGUUUUUCCUGGGAACUACAAACAAACGUGCCAAAACAGUAGUUUUGCAGAUAGAUGGUCUUGAUGAUACGUCUCGAAGAAAUCUGUGUGAAGAGGCUUUGUUAAAAAUUAAAGGUGUUAUUAGCUUUACUUUUCAAAUGGCUGUUCAAAGGUGUGUGGUGCGAAUCCGUUCAGAUUUGAAGGCAGAGGCUUUGGCGUCAGCAAUAGCAUCAACCAAGGUCAUGAAAGCCCAACAAGUUGUGAAAAGUGAAAGUGGGGAAGAGAUGCUGGUCCCAUUCCAGGAUGCCCCUGUGGAAGUGGAAGAGAACACAGAGCUGCCUGACUACCUGCCAGAGGACGAGAGUCCCACAAAGGAACAGGACAAGGCAGUGUCCCGGGUCGGCUCACACCCCGAUGGUGGAGCCAGCUGGUUGAGCACAGCUGCAAACUUUUUAUCCAGAUCAUUUUACUGGUGACUUCAACUUCAGUAUGGGGCUCAAGAACCGUGCAAACCACCAGGGGGCCAGCUUUCCAUUGUUGUGGUGAACUGUCAAGUGCAAUUCGCAAUAGAUUAUCAUGGGAAGUCUCUAGAUUACAUGACUACGUAUGCUGCAUUUUACAUUUUAUUGAACAUUUUCCCCACCGAAUGGUAAACAGGACAGAGGCUGCAGGUGGAAUGGUUUAUGAAGGUAUUUUGGUAUUGUUUUCCUUUGCUUAAUUGCCUCACUGUUUUUUGAAAAACAUGGGUCCACUGUUAAACCAAAUGUAUGUGCAGCUUUGUACUCUGCUUUCCAUGGAGCGUGUGACUAGAAGAGCUCCUCUCCUCUAGCCUCAGGAGCUUGCUCAAGAGAAGUUUCGCAUAGCUCAAGUUGUGCAUGAAUUACUGACUAUUUUAGCAGCUUUUCUUCAUGAAUGAUACAUGACAUAUGCUUUGGUACCCUUCUCUGAAAGUUGAAAACAUACCUAGUUAGCCCCCUUCUGUGCCUUUUUUAUUUUGCCAACCAUGUUUAUAGAAAGGAGAUUAUUAAUGACAUUUUGCAAAUGGAAUUAUAUUAAUUUGAAUAUAGCAGUACCUUAAAAAAACUCUACAAAAACUGUACAAUCUUACUUGAUAUAAUUUUAACAAGGCUACCAUAAGCCAUUUAAGACAGUGGGGGCAUGAACAACAGCAAAGUGCUUUUGGGAGAAUUUGAAUGUGACCAUGCAUGGCUCUGUUGAUUCCUGCUCACUUAGGUUAUGGUGGCUCUUGAGAAUUCAGUCCACUGUGAUCUUGUGGGCAGCCUUACCCUGUGAUGCCACUGUGUCCUGCUAGAGAAAAUAGGUUUUUUGUUUGUUUGUGUUUUUUUGUUUUUUAAAUCUGGUUUUUCAAGACAGGGUUUCUCUGCAUAGCCCUGUCUUGAAACUCACUCUGUAGACUGGGCUGGCCUUGCUGAGAUUAAAGGCACACGCCACCACAACCUGGCGAGAAAGUAAUAACUAACAGUUUAAAGAGCUAAUAAACUUGAAAACAAAGUUGGAUGCCUCAAAUGACUUCAGACAUAAACCCCUAGCACAUGUCUCUCCCAGAGAUGUUUCUUUUUAUUGCCUUCUUGUGGUUUUUAAGAAAAUACUGCACCAAACUGAAUGAAACAAGACCCAAAUUGUUGCUUAUAGAGAAAGAAAGCCAGCACUGGUCACUUAGUCUUAUUUUUCAUGCCAGGAAAAAAUAAAAAAAAGACUUCAGCGAAGGUAAGCUACAUAAAUACAGACAUGUUUUUGGUUUUUUUGUAGACUGAAUUACAUGUAUGUGAUGUGUUCUUAAGAUCCUGAAAUAUUUGACAGCUAAUGUUUUCUUUGUAGAAAUCAAGCUAAAUCUGUUUUCAUGUCAACAUUAAAAACUAACAGGAAGAAACUGAAAUGUAUCGCCAUCACCACGUAGAGCUGCUGUUUUGCUCCUUGAAGAAUGUGAAAUGAGAUUGGACUCAGGAGAGCUUCUUUACAUUCUUGUUGAAAUCAGCCAGUGUUACCAGGGAAAAAUAAUCAUAAAAUACUAUGGCUCAUGAGAGCUUUUGAGUUUAUUAACAUCGUGGCUUUCUGGAAUGAGGGUGUUGAAGGUAUUUAUAGCAUUUUUCUACAUGUCUCGUCUCUGAUUCAAAUGAUACGCACAAGCAGAAAACAGAAAUUUUCAGGGCACAUGGCUAACGCAUACUAUUACUUGCUGCCAGAAUUGGAUGUGUCGAAAACAAAACAACAAAACCACCUCCUUUCUAUAGCCAUUAAAGCAAAGUUUACUUUUGAUUUUAACACAUUUUUCAUUUUAUUUUGCAUUAUCACACAUUUAUUUAAAAGUUAUAGCAAUUUGGUAGUGAUGGUUCAGGACAGUUGAUAUUUUGAACUGACGUUUGUGUGUGUCUAGGUGUUUCUUUAUUCCAGGGCUCUCAGAAGAGUCAAGGCAACUAUAAUGGCAGUUUUUGAAAUAUAUUGUAAAAUAAUAAAAUAACAAUGAAAGUUGAGUGGA
Chionomys nivalis (European snow vole) is the source of this 3063-nucleotide messenger RNA. It is a transcript of the gene Armc1, whose product is annotated as armadillo repeat containing 1. The record is from RefSeq and is a predicted model, not a curated record. The transcript has 7 exons. Bases 194 to 1042 code for a protein of 282 amino acids. Lineage: Eukaryota; Metazoa; Chordata; Mammalia; Rodentia; Cricetidae. Gene Ontology annotation, molecular function: metal ion binding; protein binding.